AUGGUAUAUGAGGAUAAAAAACUUGAAUUAUAUAGUCUACAUGCUCACAAAUAUUUAAUUCAACAAGUAAUGCCACAUGGAGCUUUAUUUAGUCAUUCAUGUUUUGGUGAUGAAAGCUUCUUAGGAUCAUUAAAAAGAAGUAGAAGAGAACAACCAACAACUACUAUUAAUAAUAUAUUCGCUGAUGAAAAAAUUUACGACAUGUCAUAUUUAGACCCAAAUGUUCAUCGAGAUUAUUUCGUUUACUUUAAAAAUUUAUACCAGAUUCAAUUCAAUGCAAUUAUUGAUAAUACUUUUUCUUUAUACUGUCGCUUUUUACGUGGAAUUGUUAAAUGUAGCUCAUUGCUAUAUGGUCGAAUGGGUUCCAACUGA
Messenger RNA from Rotaria socialis, 372 nucleotides. The record is from the annotation of a GenBank genome assembly. Lineage: Eukaryota; Metazoa; Rotifera; Eurotatoria; Philodinida; Philodinidae.